Molecule: messenger RNA, 2833 nt
Organism: Xenopus tropicalis (tropical clawed frog)
Lineage: Eukaryota; Metazoa; Chordata; Amphibia; Anura; Pipidae
Gene: bcl3
Product: BCL3, transcription coactivator
Exons: 8
Coding region: 1481-2806 (441 amino acids)
Source: RefSeq, a predicted model, not a curated record
UGCCAGCCAGAGUGAGACUGCUGCUGCUGCUUAGAGACAGGGGGGACACCGGGGGAGUGAGAAGGGACGGGAAAGCCUGAGACAAGUGUGGGAAAAAAUGAAGAGGAGGGGGUGUGAGUGCAAAAGCCAGCGCAAUGUGCAAGGAAAGCAACUCAGCUACAAAGUUAACUACUAGCACAUGGAGGGGGAGCUUCAGGGCUGCAGAAUUUAAAGGGGGUCUCUAGCUAAGGGAAGGCUCACAUUGGGCUUAGAGAGAAGUGGAGGCUCAGGCACUGGGGGCUGAAGGGAGAAACAGAUCUGAUAGGACAUAGGGUGGCGGGGAGACACCUAAAAGAAAAAGGCAUUUCAAAGAGAUGGAGAAUGUUGGGUUCCUAAUGAGGGGAACAGGCUGACAGUGCAGGUGUCUGAGAGGCACAGGUAUUAGUGUGGCAGGUACAGGGGCAGAACAGUUAAACAGGUACAAUAUAUGGGCACAUAGAUAUCUACAGAACCGCAUAUUAGAGCCCACAAAAUGAAACUGCAGAUAUAGUCAAAUAGGUAUUAGGACAGAGAGACAGAUAUAUACAGGUAUCAGCAGAAUCAGUACAUUGAGACAUAGCUGAGAGGGAGGGACAGACUGACAGAGGGGUAUAGCUGGAGGGACAGACAAGCAGAGGGGUAUAGCUGGAGGGACAGACAAGCAGAGGGGUAUAGCUGCAGGGACAGACUAACAGAGAGGUAUAGCUGGAGGGACAGACAAGCAAGAGGGGUAUAGCUGGAGGGACAGACUAACAGAGAGGUAUAGCUGGAGGGACAGACAAGCAAGAGGGGUAUAGCUGGAGGGACAGACAAGCAAGAGGGGUAUAGCUGGAGGGACAGACUAACAGAGAGGUAUAGCUGGAGGGACAGACAAGCAAGAGGGGUAUAGAUGGAGGGACAGACUGACAGAGGGGUAUAGCUGGAGGGACAGACUGACAGAGGGAUAUAGCUGGAGGGACAGACCAACAGAGGGGUAUAGCUGGAGGGACAGACCAACAGAGAGGUAUAGCUGCAGGGACAGACUGACAGAGGGGUAUAGCUGGAGGGACAGACUGACAGAGGGGUAUAGCUGGAGGGACAGACUGACAGAGGGGUAUAGCUGGAGGGACAGACAAGCAGAGGGGUAUAGCUGGAGGGACAGACUGACAGAGGGGUAUAGCUGGAGGGACAGACUGACAGAGGGGUAUAGCUGGAGGGACAGACAAGCAGAGGAGUAUAGCUGGAGGGACAGACCAACAGAGUGGUAUAGCUGGAGGGACCCACAGGUAGGUAGAAAUAACCUACACAUUGCAGUGAGCCUGACAAAAGGGUGGAAAGCAGUAAAGCAAAGGAAAGGGAGGAGGAGUGACUGGAGGCAAGAGGAGGGCAGCUAGGGGCAAGCACAGGAAGGACAGAAACAACUUGCCCUCUGCUUUCUGACUAUUACAUCUGCAUGGGGUGUCAAGAACAGCCAUUCUGACCAAUGGGCACCCCUAAAAGCCCCUGCAAUGGAGGCAUGGAGGCCUCUCCUUUGGACCUUAGUACCCGCAGGAAAAUGGAUUUGGCCAGUGUGGGCGCCGCACACAGCCCCCCGGGACUUCGCUCUUGGACAGCGGCUGCUGAAAGUCUGAAAGCCGUGAAGCUGGAAGAAGUGGAGCUGCCGGCAGAGGGCCCCAGUGAGUCACUGGAGGGACUGCGCAAAGACCAAGCCUGUCUCCCCAUCCGAAAGCGAAGGUACCAGCCGCCUCUGGAACAUGAGGGGCACUUUGUCAAACGGACAGAUAGGAGCUUAGAGUGGGCAAAGAGGUACCACCCUCCAUGUAUGGCCUUUGCACUGCCAGGCUAUUAUCAAGCAGGUGCUUCAUAUUUGCCCUCAUCUUUACCCCUUUACGCUGCUCCUGCCCCUCCAUUGUUGAACACACCCCUUCUCGGAAUUCUACCUACCCACCACCCUAAGUUGCUCCAUGCAGACACACAGCUCCAGGCUGACAUUGCUGCCGCCACGCGGCCGGAUGAGGAUGGAGACACAGCUCUGCACAUUGCAGUGGUUCAUGGAAACAUUUUGGCUGCUCAGAGGGUGAUUGCUCUCCUACUUCAUGGAUCAAGGCAUCUAGAUAUGCUUAACAAUCUCAGGCAGACCCCGCUCCACCUUGCAGUGAUUACAGAUCAGCCAGCCAUGGUCUCUCUCCUUUUGGAAAAUGGCGCCACGCCUCAGAUUCCAGACCGCAAUGGGCAGACUUGCGUUCACCUCGCCUGUGAAUACGAGAGCAUGAGAUGCCUGGAAAUCCUGCUGAGAGGGAGAAAGUGGGACCUGGAGGCAACAAAUUACCAGGGUAUGACAGCACUGCAUGUGGCCAUGAAUACUGGGCGCAAGGACCUGGCACUCUGUUUACUGGAUAGCGGAGCAGACGUGGAUACUGUGGAUAUAAAGAGCGGCCGCAGUUCCUUGAUCCAAGCAGUGGAAGGUGGUUCUGAGGAACUGGUUUCCCUUCUCCUACAGCGGGGUGCCCAAGUCAACGCGCAGACCUAUGCCGGUAACACAGCACUGCAUGUAGCCAGCGGACGAGGCCUGGUAGAGAUCACACGACUACUGCUGCGGAGCGGAGCUGAUGGUACCGUAAAGAACUGUCACAAUGAUACUGCUGUGACAGUGGCAAAGGAUAGAAUGAUUUCAGAUAUAGUAAAGGGCAAAUCUUCCUCCCCUCAUGAUAUGAACGAGAGAUUCAGGGGAGAAUACAGAGACAGUGCUGUUUCCUCAUCUCCACAAAAAGCAACACCAGGAUAUCAGCCGCUCAGUCCCCCGACAUGAGGAAGCUUUUCAUCCCCCUUCAUAUAU